AUGCGACUAUCUAGAUGUCAUACAAUAAUGAACUGUAGUAAGACAUGUCCUAAAUCCUUAAAUCCGGGUAAAGCUAUUGCUUCGAUCAAAUAUAGAAUCAUAGAUAAUUAA
Chondrus crispus (carragheen) is the source of this 111-nucleotide messenger RNA. RefSeq lists its product as hypothetical. Bases 1 to 111 code for a protein of 36 amino acids. NCBI's taxonomy places the organism in Eukaryota, Rhodophyta, Florideophyceae, Gigartinales, Gigartinaceae. The transcript has a single exon. The record is from RefSeq and is a predicted model, not a curated record. Gene Ontology annotation, molecular function: iron-sulfur cluster binding.